ACGUCCCCCCCCCCCCCCCCCCCCCCACUAUUAUUCUCGCAAAGAAACAAAGCACUGAAUGCUUAGAGAGAGAAAGAGAUAGAGAGACAGAGAGUAGACAGAUAGAGAUAAGGGUUUUUAGAGAGUGAAAAAUCAAUGGAAGUUGAGUCAGAGAAGGUGAAGAUGGCCUUCGAGGAGACUGAGCUGAGGCUCGGGUUGCCAGGAAAUACUGAAGGAGAGGUGGUUAGGAAGAGAGGCUUCUCUGAGACUGAGAGUACUACAACUAUGGAUUUGAAUCUUAAACUUUCUUCCAAGGAGGAAGAAAUGGAUCUGAAUGAGAAGUCGAAGACGCUGCAGAAGGAGAACCUUCUCACUGCUGAUCCAGCAAAGCAUCCUGCUAAGGCACAAGUUGUGGGUUGGCCACCAGUCCGAUCAUUCCGAAAGAACAUGUUAGAGAAGGCAAGUGGCAAUGCAGCGUUUGUGAAGGUUAGCAUGGAUGGUGCACCUUAUCUUCGUAAGGUAGAUUUAAAGAUGUACAAAAGUUACAAAGAGCUCUCGGAUUCCUUAGGAAAAAUGUUCAGUUCCUUCACUAUUGGUAAUUGUGGAUCCCAAGGAAUGAAGGAUUUCAUGAAUGAGAGCAAGUUGAUGGAUCUUCUGAACAGUUCUGACUGCGUUCCAACGUAUGAAGACAAGGACGGUGACUGGAUGCUCGUUGGUGAUGUCCCGUGGGAGAUGUUUGUUGAUUCAUGCAAGCGUCUGCGCAUCAUGAAGGGAAAGGAGGCGAUUGGACUCGCGCCAAGAGCCAUGGAGAAAUGCAGGAACAGAAGCUAAAUCAGUAAGCUGAUCCACAACCUGCUCCUUUGAUCUGGUCGCAGUCAGUACUGCAAAAACCAAAACAUCUAUGUAUCAAUGCAUGGUACCUAAAAAUCAAGCGCGCAGAUGGAUUGAGCAGGAUGUAUGGGGUGGUGUUUUCUGUAUCAUUAUUCGGUUUGAUAUAAUAUAAUAUUAGUGUGAGAUAUAAUAUUAUUAUAUUUUGAUCAUGAGUAUUUAUAUAUUGUCGACAGAAACCAUAAAACAUGAGCUUUUAUAUGAGUUCCAAGGCUUGACUUUGU
Messenger RNA from Juglans microcarpa x Juglans regia, 1091 nucleotides. Its product is annotated as auxin-induced protein AUX28-like. Gene Ontology annotation, molecular function: protein binding. Gene Ontology annotation, biological process: regulation of DNA-templated transcription. Gene Ontology annotation, cellular component: nucleus. The record is from RefSeq and is a predicted model, not a curated record. NCBI's taxonomy places the organism in Eukaryota, Viridiplantae, Streptophyta, Magnoliopsida, Fagales, Juglandaceae. The transcript has 5 exons. Bases 136 to 810 code for a protein of 224 amino acids.